Capsicum annuum is the source of this 1271-nucleotide messenger RNA. RefSeq names its product probable esterase KAI2. The transcript is spliced from 2 exons. NCBI's taxonomy places the organism in Eukaryota, Viridiplantae, Streptophyta, Magnoliopsida, Solanales, Solanaceae. Gene Ontology annotation, biological process: response to karrikin. Bases 264 to 1073 code for a protein of 269 amino acids. The record is from RefSeq and is a predicted model, not a curated record.
ACGUUAUACCAAAUUUUAUUUUUCUAGAAUAUAGCCGUCAGAUGCCAAAUGUGCAAAGAAAUAAAAAAAUAUUUAAUCAACGAAGCGCAACAAGACACCAAAGCAUGUGAUUUAUAGUCAUCCAUGCUAUCAUUUUCCAGACCAAGAUUCAAACAAAGCAUAAAAGAGUUAACAAGUCCACACCUUUUCUUUCCCCUUGCACCCUUUUUCUCCAUACAAAUUCUCUGAUUCAAUUUCCAAAAAAAUUAAAGGAAAAGUAAGAUAUGGGGAUUGUUGAAGAAGCACACAACGUGAAGAUUCUAGGAACAGGUGAUCGAACCAUAGUGUUAGCUCAUGGAUUUGGAACAGACCAAUCUGUGUGGAAACAUCUUGUUCCUCAUCUAGUUGACGAUUUUAAGGUUGUCUUGUUUGACAAUAUGGGUGCUGGUACUACCAACCCUGACUACUUUGACUUUGAAAGAUACUCAACCUUAGAAGGAUAUGCCUAUGAUGUGAUUGCUAUUUUGGAAGAACUACAAAUUCCUUGUUGCAUUUAUGUUGGUCAUUCUGUUUCUGCCAUGAUUGGUGGCAUCGCUUCCGUUGCCCGCCCCGAUCUCUUCACCAAACUUGUUGCUGUCUCUGGUUCUCCAAGGUAUUUGAAUGACGUGGAUUAUUUUGGAGGAUUCGAACAAGAAGACCUGGACCAAUUAUUUGAAGCAAUGAAAUCAAAUUACAAGGCAUGGUGUUCAGGUUUUGCACCUCUAGCUGUAGGAGGGGACAUGGACUCUGUUGCAGUACAGGAAUUCAGCAGGACAUUGUUCAAUAUGAGACCAGACAUAGCAUUAAGCGUGUUACAAAUUAUAUUCCAAAGUGAUUUAAGGCAUAUGUUGCCUCAUGUCACUGUUCCUUGUCAUAUAAUUCAGAGUAUGAAGGACCUGGCUGUGCCUGUGGUAGUCUCUGAAUAUCUCCACCAGAACCUCGGUGGCGAAUCAAUCGUGGAGGUGAUGUCCACGGAGGGCCAUCUGCCGCAGCUGAGUUCACCUGAUGUUGUUAUUCCGGUGUUACUUAGGCAUAUUCGCAAUGAGAUUUCAUGAGUUGAUAAAUAACUCCUAGUACUUGGUGGAAUUUAUUUGAGAUAUAUACAAAGUGCGGAAAUUUCAAAUGAAGAUGAUGGAUAAUGUUGAUUAAUAAAUUAAUUACGUUUCACUACUCCUAAACCAAACUAGUUGAGAUCAGCUAUAUGAACUCUUACUUUCAUUUUGUUUUGAUGUUUGUUAAUUUGAGGUUGCGAA